Molecule: messenger RNA, 1476 nt
Organism: Meleagris gallopavo (turkey)
Lineage: Eukaryota; Metazoa; Chordata; Aves; Galliformes; Phasianidae
Gene: NPTX1
Product: neuronal pentraxin 1
Biological process (GO): axonogenesis involved in innervation
Source: RefSeq, a predicted model, not a curated record
AUGGCCGCGCUGGCCCGCUGCCUUCCCCUUCCCCUGCCCCUAUUCCUGCCCCGUUUCUUGCCCCUGUUCCUGGCGCUGCUCCUGGCGCUGUCGGCGCUGCGCGGCCGCGCGCAGAGCUUCGGGCAGACGCGCUUCAUCUGCACCUCGGUGCCGCUGGACGGGGACAUGUGCGCGGCCACGGCGCCGGGCGGAGGUUCGGCCGAGGAGCUGAAAAGCACCGUGCUGCAGCUACGGGAAACGGUGCUGCAGCAGAAGGAGACCAUCAUGAACCAGAAGGACACCAUCCGCGAGCUGACGGCCAAGCUGGGCAGGUGCGAGAGCCAGAGCGUGCUGGACGGCGAGUCCAAGGGCGGGGGGGGAAGGAAGCAGGGCGGCUUCUCCAAGAACACCAUGGGCGACCUGUCCCGGGCGCCGGCCGCCGAGACCCUCAGCCAGCUCGGGCAGACGCUGCAGUCCCUGAAAACCCGACUGGAGAACCUGGAGCAGUUCAGCAGGAUGAACUCCUCCGGGCAGAGCACCAACCUGAAGGACAUCCUGCAGAACAAGAUCGACGAUCUGGAGAAGGAGGUGCUGUCCCGGGUCAACAGCCUGGAGGAGGGCAAAUACAACCCCAAGAACGAGUCCGAGGAGCGGGGCAAGAUCGAGAGCACCCUCACAUCGCUGCAUCAGCGCAUCAGCGACCUGGAGAAAGGCCAGAAGGACAACCGCCCCCCGGAUAGGUUCCAGCUUACCUUCCCUCUGCGCACCAACUACAUGUAUGCCAAGGUGAAGAAGAGCCUCCCUGAGAUGUACGCCUUCAGCAUCUGCAUGUGGAUCAAAUCCAGCGCCUCCCCCGGCAUGGGCACCCCAUUCUCCUACGCCGUGCCCGGACAGGCCAAUGAGCUGGUGCUCAUCGAGUGGGGCAACAACCCCAUGGAGAUCCUCAUCAACGACAAGGUGGCCAAGCUGCCAUUCGUCAUCAACGAUGGCAAAUGGCACCACAUCUGCGUCACCUGGACCACGCGGGACGGCGUCUGGGAGGCGUACCAGGACGGCACGCAGACGGGCAGCGGCGAGAACCUGGCCCCAUACCACCCCAUCAAACCGCAGGGCGUGCUGGUGCUGGGCCAGGAGCAGGACACGCUGGGCGGAGGGUUCGACGCCACGCAGGCCUUCGUGGGGGAGCUGGCACACUUCAACGUGUGGGACCGGCGGCUGUCCCCGGGCGAGGUGUACGCGUUGGCCACCUGCAGCAGCAAGGCGCAGGCUGGGAACGUCAUCGCCUGGGCAGAGGCCAACAUCGACAUCUACGGCGGGGCCACCAAGUGGACUUUCGAGGCCUGCCGUCAGCUCAAUUAGGGCCACGGACACGCGAGAGCCGCCUCUUCAUCGGGUUCUUUCAGUCAUUUGGGUUUUCCUCUUAUUUAUUUAUUUAUUUUGGUUGGGGUUUGUUUGUUUGUUUGUUUGUUUUUGCGCAAAACUGACUGAGAACGAAGC